Molecule: messenger RNA, 2211 nt
Organism: Hirsutella rhossiliensis
Lineage: Eukaryota; Fungi; Ascomycota; Sordariomycetes; Hypocreales; Ophiocordycipitaceae
Product: type III restriction enzyme, res subunit domain-containing protein
Exons: 3
Coding region: 1-2211 (736 amino acids)
Biological process (GO): reciprocal meiotic recombination; double-strand break repair via synthesis-dependent strand annealing
Cellular component (GO): nucleus
Molecular function (GO): ATP binding; DNA translocase activity; ATP-dependent chromatin remodeler activity
Source: RefSeq, a predicted model, not a curated record
AUGUUGCCAUCAAAGCGGAGAAGGGUUGACUACAAAGGCGCGGAUGUCGACGCUGAUGCAGACAAGGCAUACUCCAACGAGGACCGCUUGGCGCUCGCCACACGUGAUGCCAACAGGUUUCCUGUGUUUAGUGUCAAGGACAAGGCCACUGUUUUUAGAAAGGCCUUUUCUGUGCCGCUCAAGGACAAGAGCACCUCCAUCUACGACCCGAGUCGCCCGCCUCCAACGCUCGGCCUCAGAAGAGGGGCCGUCUUCGCACCCAGGCCCUUGCACGACCCGAGUGGCGAAUUUGCAAUUGUCCUCUACGACCCAACUAUCGAUGAGAAGCGCAAGGAAUCAGCGCAGGUACAGGCCGAGCAAGGCACCGACGCCGGGCCUCUCCAGAAGAUCGACGCACCACUCGUCCACAAAAGUCUGGCUGAGAUUCUUGGUAUCAAGAAAACUGUCAGUGAGGAUCAUCCCCGGGUGCCUGUUGUCCUCGAUCCCAAGCUGGCAAAAACCCUGCGCCCACAUCAAGUAGAGGGUGUCAAGUUCAUGUACCGCUGCGUCACCGGCCUGAUUGAAGAAAAGGCCAACGGAUGCAUCAUGGCCGACGAGAUGGGCCUAGGCAAGACACUGCAGUGCAUCACUCUCAUGUGGACCUUGCUCAAACAAUCUCCCGAUGCCGGCAAGCCGACCAUACAAAAGGCCAUCGUGGUGUGUCCGGCCAGUUUGGUCAAGAACUGGGCCAACGAACUUAUCAAAUGGCUUGGUGCUAACGCCAUCACGCCAUUCACCAUCGACGGAAAGGCCUCCAAAGAGGAUUUGACGCGACAGCUUCGCCAAUGGGCAAUUGCGUCUGGCCGAGCCGUCACACGGCCCGUCAUCAUCGUUUCUUACGAGACGCUACGUCUCAACGUGGAAGAACUCAAGCACACAAAAAUCGGACUCUUAUUCUGUGACGAGGGUCACCGUCUUAAAAACUCGGACAGCAACACGUUCAGCGCCCUCAACGGUCUUAACGUGUCGAGGCGGGUCAUCCUCACGGGAACGCCCAUUCAGAACGACUUGACCGAAUACUUCUCGCUAACUAGCUUCGCCAACCCAGACCUCCUAGGAUCACGGCUCGAGUUCCGCAAGCGGUUUGAAAUCCCCAUACUGCGCGGACGUGACGCAGAUGCUUCCGAGGCGGAUCGCAAGCGGGGAGACGAAUGCACUGCAGAGCUCCUCGGCGUUGUCAACAAGUUCCUCAUUCGACGGACCAACGACAUUCUAUCCAAGUACCUGCCUGUCAAGUACGAGCACGUUGUCUUCUGCAGUCUCGCACCCUUCCAGCUGGGCCUGUAUAAUUACUUCAUCACCAGCCCAGAUAUCCAAGCACUGCUCCGCGGCAAGGGCAGUCAGCCUUUGAAAGCAAUCAACCUUCUAAAAAAGCUUUGCAAUCACCCCGAUCUUUUGACUCUCACCGAUGACCUUCCCGGCUCGGAAGGUUGCUACCCUCCCCAGUACGUCCCCAAGGAGGCAAGGGGACGGGAUCGCGAGGACACCAACGACAAGAUUGUUCUCAUCAGCAACUAUACGUCAACGCUAGAUCUUUUCGAGCGCCUGUGCAGGUCUCGCCAGUACGGCUGCCUUAGGCUCGACGGUACCAUGAACGUGAACAAGCGACAGAAGCUUGUUGAUCGGUUCAACGAUCCCGACGGUGACGAGUUUGUCUUCCUACUCAGCAGCAAAGCUGGUGGCUGUGGCAUCAACCUCAUUGGGGCCAACCGACUGGUUCUCUUUGACCCGGACUGGAACCCGGCCGCUGAUCAGCAAGCCUUGGCUCGGGUGUGGCGAGACGGCCAGAAGAAGGACUGCUUCGUCUACCGCUUUAUCGCGACGGGAACAAUAGAGGAGAAGAUAUUCCAACGUCAGUCCCACAAGCAGAGCCUGUCGUCUUGCGUGGUCGAUUCUGCCGAGGAUGUCGAGCGUCACUUCUCAUUGGACAGCCUGCGCGAGCUCUUUCAGUAUCGACCCGACACCAGAAGCGAUACGCACGAGACCUUCAAGUGCAAGAGGUGUAAGCCUGACGGAAGGCAGGUACUCAAGGCGCCGGCCAUGCUUUAUGGAGAUACCAGCACAUGGAAUCAUUUUGCCAACAACGGGCUGCAGCCUAUUCAGGAUUUACUGCUGAGGCAAGAGUUUGGUCUGCCCGAGGUCUCAGCAGUGUUCCAAUACGUAUCUCACUAA